Anguilla anguilla (European eel) is the source of this 4803-nucleotide messenger RNA. RefSeq names its product ATPase plasma membrane Ca2+ transporting 1a (gene atp2b1a). Gene Ontology annotation, molecular function: ATP binding; ATP hydrolysis activity; PDZ domain binding. The transcript is spliced from 22 exons. The coding region runs from base 511 to 4317 and encodes 1268 amino acids. The record is from RefSeq and is a predicted model, not a curated record. Gene Ontology annotation, cellular component: intracellular membrane-bounded organelle; membrane. NCBI's taxonomy places the organism in Eukaryota, Metazoa, Chordata, Actinopteri, Anguilliformes, Anguillidae. Gene Ontology annotation, biological process: calcium ion transmembrane transport; regulation of cytosolic calcium ion concentration.
UGGUCCCACCCAUUGCACACCCAUUGACUUUGGUUGGGUUCGAAGCGGCUUUCGAACGCAAGUCAACUCGCAGACCUUUGAGCCAUAACCGAAUGCGUUUCCUGGGAAUGAAAAGGGAACAACUGGGAAGUGUUUCUUUUUAUGUUUGAUGGGGGUUCAAUGUAACGGGAGUGACCGGGCCAUUCAGUGCAAGCAAUACCACUGUUUUAGCUAGCCAGCUGAAGAGUGUGCAGAGCUCUGCAAACCUUUCCAUGCUGAGUUUUCUGGGGCUGUGGUGGACAUUGGUCGCCAUGAGAGAAUAGGCACGACGCUGUGUGAAGGAAAUGGCUUUUGAUUUGCCCACUUUCCACUUCCUGGAAUCAGACUUGGCUCCCCUCUUCAGGAUUUGAGCGGUGUAUGGGAGAUACCUGGUUUCGCCACUGAGGAUUUGCUGCUUUCUUCUCGCCGGUUGGGACACCCUUUUUUACCCCCCUGUAGCCUCCCCCCCCUGCGGUGUGCAGCAGUGGAGACAUGGCCAAGAACUCGUACAGCGGGGUGAAAAACUCCAUGGCAGAGCCCAACCACGAUGGGGACUUCGGGUGCUCCCUCAAAGAGCUCCGGUCUCUCAUGGAACUGCGGUCUGCCGAAGGAUUACAUAAAAUACAGGAAACUUACGGAGGUGUUCAAGGACUCUGUACCCGAUUGAAAACCUCACCCAUAGAAGGUUUAAGCGGACAGCCCGUGGACAUCAGUAAAAGAAAAGAAACGUUUGGACAGAAUUUAAUACCUCCGAAAAAGCCAAAAACAUUUCUCCAAUUAGUGUGGGAAGCGUUGCAGGAUGUAACACUAAUUAUUCUAGAAGUGGCAGCCAUAGUUUCGUUAGGCCUUUCUUUUUAUAGACCUCCAGAUGCGGAGAGAGCACACUGCGGGAAGGCAGCCGGGAGCGUGGAGGACGAGGGCGAAGCGGAGGCGGGCUGGAUCGAGGGCGUGGCCAUCCUCCUGUCCGUCAUCUGCGUGGUGCUGGUGACGGCCUUCAACGACUGGAGCAAGGAGAAGCAGUUCCGGGGGUUACAGAGCCGGAUCGAACAAGAGCAGAAGUUUACUGUGGUCAGGGGGGGCCAGGUCAUCCAGAUCCCCGUGGCCGAGAUAGUCGUCGGGGACAUCGCACAAAUCAAAUACGGUGACCUCCUGCCGACUGACGGUGUGCUCAUUCAAGGCAAUGAUCUCAAAAUCGAUGAGAGCUCCCUCACGGGGGAGUCCGACCAUGUCAAGAAGAUGCUGGAUAAAGACCCCAUGCUGUUAUCAGGCACGCACGUCAUGGAAGGUUCUGGAAAGAUGGUGGUCACCGCCGUGGGGGUGAACUCUCAAACUGGAAUAAUCUUCACUUUACUGGGGGCUGGAGAAGGUGAUGAAGAUGACGAUGAGGAAAAGGAGGAGAAGAAGAAGGAAAAGGAGAAAAAGAAGGAGAAGAAAAAUAAAAAACAGGAUGGCUCUGCUGAAACCCGCAAGAAAGCUAAAGCCCAGGACGGCGCCGCCGUGGAGAUGCAGCCGCUGAACAGCGAGGACGGGGGCGAGCGGGAGAAGAGGAAGUCCAACCUGCCCAAGAAAGAGAAGUCCGUUCUGCAGGGGAAACUGACCAAGCUGGCGGUGCAGAUAGGCAAAGCAGGCCUGGUCAUGUCGGCCAUCACCGUCAUCAUCCUGGUGGUCCUCUUCGUGGUGGACACCUUCUGGAUCCAGGGCCUCCCGUGGCUGAAGGACUGCACCCCCAUCUACAUCCAGUUCUUCGUCAAGUUCUUCAUCAUCGGCGUCACGGUGCUAGUCGUCGCCGUGCCCGAGGGUCUUCCGCUCGCCGUCACCAUCUCGUUGGCGUACUCCGUCAAAAAAAUGAUGAAGGAUAACAAUUUGGUGCGACAUCUUGACGCCUGCGAGACCAUGGGCAAUGCCACCGCCAUCUGCUCCGACAAAACUGGAACCCUGACCAUGAACAGGAUGACCGUGGUGCAGGCGUACAUCGCCGAGAAGCACUACCGGAAGGUUCCGGAGCCCGAGCUGCUCUCGGGCGGCGUCAUGGACCUGCUGAUCGUGGGGAUCGGGGUCAACUGCGCGUACACCACCAAGAUCAUGUCGCCGGAGAAGGAGGGCGGGCUCCCGCGUCAGGUGGGGAACAAGACCGAAUGUGCCUUGCUGGGGUUUGCCUUGGACCUGAAAAGAGACUACCAGGCCAUCCGCAACGAAAUCCCGGAGGAGCGGCUCUACAAGGUCUACACCUUCAACUCCGUCAGGAAGUCCAUGAGCACGGUGCUGAAGAACGCUGACGGAGGCUACCGGAUGUUCAGCAAAGGGGCCUCCGAGAUCCUGCUGAAAAAGUGCUGUAAGAUCCUGACGGCGAGCGGCGAGGCCCGGGUGUUUCGCCCCCGCGACCGCGACGACAUGGUGAAGAAGGUGAUCGAGCCCAUGGCCUCCGAGGGCCUGCGGACCAUCUGCCUGGCCUACCGCGACUUCCCCGCCUCCGAGGGCGAGCCCGACUGGGACAACGAGAACGACAUCGUCACCAGCCUCACCUGCGUGUGCGUGGUGGGCAUCGAGGACCCCGUCCGGCCGGAGGUGCCGGACGCCAUCCGGAAGUGCCAGCGCGCCGGCAUCACCGUGCGCAUGGUCACCGGGGACAACAUCAACACGGCCCGCGCCAUCGCCACCAAGUGCGGCAUCCUGCUGCCCGGCGACGACUUCCUGUGCAUGGAGGGCAAGGAGUUCAACCGCAGGAUCCGCAACGAGAAGGGCGAGAUCGAGCAGGAGCGCAUCGAUAAGAUUUGGCCCAAGCUCCGCGUACUGGCCAGGUCCUCUCCCACCGACAAGCACACGCUCGUGAAAGGUAUCAUCGACAGCACCGUGGUGGAACAGAGGCAAGUGGUGGCGGUCACAGGAGACGGCACCAACGACGGCCCCGCUUUGAAGAAGGCCGACGUGGGAUUUGCGAUGGGCAUCGCCGGCACGGACGUAGCGAAAGAGGCCUCUGACAUCAUCCUGACGGACGACAACUUCAGCAGCAUCGUGAAGGCGGUGAUGUGGGGGCGGAACGUGUACGACAGCAUCUCCAAGUUCCUGCAGUUCCAGCUGACCGUCAACGUGGUGGCUGUGAUCGUGGCCUUCACUGGAGCCUGCAUCACGCAGGACUCCCCUCUGAAGGCGGUGCAGAUGCUGUGGGUGAACCUGAUCAUGGACACCUUCGCCUCGCUGGCCCUGGCCACUGAGCCGCCCACCGAGUCUCUGCUGCUGAGGAAGCCCUACGGCCGCAACAAGCCGCUCAUCUCCCGCACCAUGAUGAAGAACAUCCUGGGCCACGGCGUCUACCAGCUCACCAUCAUCUUCACCCUGCUGUUCGCCGGGGAGCAGAUCUUCGACAUCGACAGCGGCCGGAACGCCCCGCUGCACGCGGCCCCGUCGGAGCACUACACCAUCGUCUUCAACACCUUCGUCAUGAUGCAGCUCUUCAACGAGAUCAACGCCCGCAAGAUCCACGGCGAGCGCAACGUCUUCGAGGGCAUCUUCAACAACCUCAUCUUCUGCUCCAUCGUCUUCGGCACCUUCGUCAUCCAGAUCGUGAUCGUUCAGUUCGGAGGGAAGCCGUUCAGCUGCGUGGCGCUGACCGUGGAUCAGUGGCUGUGGUGCGUCUUCCUGGGUUUCGGCUGUCUCCUGUGGGGACAGGUCAUCUCCUCCAUCCCCACCAGCCGGCUCAAGUUCCUGAAGACGGCGGGCCACGGGACGCAGAAGGAGGAGAUCCCCGACGAGGAGCUGGAGGACAUGGACGACAUGGAGGAGAUCGACCACGCCGAGCGCGAGCUGCGCCGCGGCCAGAUCCUCUGGUUCCGCGGGCUGAACCGGAUCCAGACCCAGAUGGAUGUAGUCAGUGCUUUCCAGAGCGGGACUUCCUUUCAGGGGGCCCUCAGGCGGCAGCCCUCCACCGCCAGCCAGCAGCUCGAUAUCCGAGUGGUGAAUGCAUUCCGCAGUACCCUGUCCCCGUAUGAGGGCCUGGAGAAGCCCGAGUCCCGCAGCUCCAUCCACAACUUCAUGACGCACCCGGAGUUCCGGAUAGAGGACUCCGAGCCCCACAUCCCGCUCAUCGACGACACGGACGCCGAGGACGACGCGCCCACCAAGCGCAACUCCUCCUCGUCCCCGCGCGUCGCCACGCCCCCCCCGCCGCCCUCGCCCAACAAGAACAAUAACGCCGUGGACGGCGGCGGCGUCCUCGGCGUCCGCCUCUACCCGGAGACGGGCAAGUCCGGCAGCCCCCCGUCGCCGGCCAGCCCCCUGCACAGCCUGGAGACCUCGCUUUGAUCCCGCCCCCUCGCCAGCCACCCGUCACCCGCGUGGCGCAGCGGGGCUUUCUGGGGGGGGGGGGGGGGGGCGCAGCGCCACAGGGCGUCUCUGAAGGGGGCGGAGCAUCUCUGGAGGGGGCGGGACUGACCGGACCGCCCCUCCAUAAGCCCACAUGUACUGGACUGAAACAAAGAUGCAGGCAUUCGUCAGAAUGUAGGGUUUGAUUUUGCUGUAACAUUUUAAUUUUUUUUAAUUUUAUUUUAUUUUAUUUUGUUUUGUAAUUUCCCUCCUUAAGUGAAGAGGACACUUUGUUUCCACCCCUCCCUCCCUCCCCGAUAAAUAUUUUCUGGCAAAGAGAGGAGGGAUGUGUAUAAACUUGGAUUAAAAGUGACCUGUUUUUUGUAUUGUGUUUCAAUGAAGAAAAGGGGGAUGGGCGUUUCUUCUCGUGAGGAUGGUGCCAGUCUCUCUGUCUGGAUGAGUCGGGGUGUACAUCUGUCUGUCCUG